AUGGCAGCAAAUGCACUAGCUAAGGAUUCGCGGAGUGCCCCUCCUCCUGAAGAACAGCGAGGGCCCCCUAUUCACGCACUUCUGGAGCCCCCACUCGCCGCUGCGGUUACCUCGACGUCUUCGGAGCCGACCGCCUCUGAACCGAACGUACAGCCGGCUGGAUCGGCAGCAGCACCCCUUCCGCGUUCCCCUAUACCUGCCACAGUAUCAGUUGCGAGGGCUCCGGCGGUUGAAGGCGCAGGAUCUGCACCCGCACGAGCAGCUGCGACAGGGGCCCUUACUCCGUUGACAGACUUUGCAGCAGCAGCAAGGGCAGCAGCGGCGAGGGGUUUUGCGGAAAGCCCAGCGUUAAACCGUGUUCGACUAGAGGCGGAGUGCGAGUUCGUACAGGCUCUGCUUGGGCAGGGAGAUGACUGCAGUCGACAGCAGGCGAUCCACGAGCAGCUCCUGCAGCAACUGGGAGCGCUGCUGCAGGGGGUGUCUCAACAGCCACCGAACAAAACGCACAAGAAGCUGCGUCAUUUGGGAAACCGUCCUCUAACGCCCCCUGUCUUGAGCGUGCCGCAGACGGCGCUGCUUCUGAAAGCCUUGCUGUCGCUGCCGCUGCUCGCUGCGUCUCCUUCCUUCAGGACUGAAUUGCUGAAGGAGCAUCCACUGCUGCAUCUCGCGGUGCAGUCAGUAGCUGCCCAUUGCGACUCUCUGCGGGCGUACCCUGCAAAAGACGCGCUGCUCUUGCUGCUCGUGAUGCCUCCGGAGCAGCAACAGCAAAGGCUGCGGCAGCACAGACUCCUGGUUGCCCGUCUUGUGCAGCGCGUGCUGCUCAUAGGCGGCGAAUUGCAGCAGCAGCACCAGCAGCACCUGCUUAUGCUUCCAUUUUUGCUGUUGGCAAAGGACCCCUACUUCGCACAACAGGAGGGCCUUUGGCAGCAGCUGCUGCAGCAACAGCUCGCUGGGGCAGCGAACGGUUUGCUUCUGCUGCAGCCGCAGCAGCAACAGGAAGCCGCCAUCUCGUGGGUGCUGCAGUGCUUGGCGACUGCAGCGCAGACUGCGGCGGCUGCUGCUGGCAGCAGCGACUGCAGCAGCAGCAGCCACCGUCUGCGAGACAGCUCCUUUCUGUACGACACGGUAUCGCGCUAUCUGGGCGUGGAUUGGCUACUUGCAGCAAGCCCCACUGCUGUCGCUGCAGUGCUGCUGCAGCUCAGCAAGCUAGGUGCUCUGGAAGCUCCUUUCUUUGCUGCAGCCGUCGAAAGCUUGCUUUCUCAUGCGGAGCUGCAUCACGAGGAGCAGCUGCUGCAUCUACUGCGGCUGCUCGUCAUUUGCAAGAACUACUACAACAGCAGAAUCGGACCGCAAGGAGCGGCGGCAGCAGCAGCCGAAGCCGCCGCUGCCGCUGCUGCUGCAUGCGAUAAAGGCGUGCUUGGCACCACGGAGCUGUCUCUGCACACAGCAGGAGGUCAACUGCUCUGUCACCCUGUGUAUACAGAGCGAUGCCGCAUGCUGCUGCGCCUCCUGCGUUUACGAGUUUCGCUUAGGGUGCAAGCAGCAGCGGCUGGGGCAGCCAUUGAGGAGGGGUUUGCGCUGAGUCGCUUGUUGCCGCCGUCCUCUGCCUUUCGAUCCACACUGUUGCGCCGAUGCUGCAGCGGGUUGUUGCUGGAGCUGCAGCAACCGCAGCAGUUUGCGAAUGCGCUGCUGCUGCUCAGCAGCCUAGGAGUUGGUCAUGGGUCGUCUGUUCGCUUUGCUGCGGCAGCCGCGGCAAGCCGCUUCCUCCCAGCACUUCAGCCGCAGCAGUUUGCUGCUUUGUUGUUGCAGAUGCCCUUCGCCAACACGCUUGCGGCUGUGGUUGCUGCGCACAAGACCGCCAAGUCUGCUGCUGCCACGGCUGCAGUGCAGAUGGUCACUGCCGCGCUCUUGCAGCAGCAGCAGCUUGGCUGGAGGGCUCAGAGCUCCUCCUCCUCAGCGCCAGCUCUUUCGCUGCCGGAAGCGGCAGCCUCAGCAGAGGCGCUACCAUCAGGCGGCUAUGAUGGCGAGAGCGGCUCGGUUGCCUCAUGUAAAGCUGUUGCCCCCGUGACAGCGGAGGCAGCGGCCCUUGCAGCUGCUGAUGUUCAGGUGUCUCUACUGCACAAAAUGCGGCAAAUGGGCUUCCACCGCUUCUCUCCGGAAGCAGUGGCUGCGUGCUGCUGCGCUGCAGUCGCUGCUGGUGCACAUGGCACUCCAGAAAUCUCGAUGGCAGGAAGCGGAGGCCUAGCAAGCCUCUCACUGCCGCAGCUGACUGUCGUUGCCGAGUGCUUCGCUCUCACGAGCUGCAGUCUGCCAGAGUCGCUUCUCGCUUCCAUCCUGAUGCGACUUCGCGCUUCGGGCGGUGCAGCUGCACCAGGAACGAUUGCUGUGCUCUCUAGGCUUGCUGCAGCUGAGCUUGCGCCUCACUGCGGCAAUACAGUACAACCAACACCGGCUGGAAAGCUUGCCAACUUCCAAAGGUUGCCUCCAGCUGCAGCAGCGGCGGCAGCAGCAGCGGCAGCAGCAGCAGCCUCCACUGGCACAGACGUAACAGCAGCAGCGGCUGCGGCUGCCAGUGUUGCUGCUACGGCUGAGCAACUCCUGCAGCUGCUGUUGCGGCUUGGGGAGCGGCAGCAGAUGGCAGCAGCGGAGGCUCUUGAUCUGCUGUGGGCUGCUGCUGCGGGGGGGGCCGUCGCAGCUGCAGAGGACCUUCUUCUUCGCACGAUUCGACUCUGGCAAGUCGCGCAACUCUGGGAAUCGAGCUUUCCAUGCAUUCGCUACAGGUGGCACUCCUUGAGAGACGACAGAGCCGCAUGCCUUCGACUGUAUGAGGUCGUUUGUCUCCUUGCGGCGGAUGCACCCGCAGCAGCAGCAGACGCCCUCAGCCUCCUGGCUGCCGCUAGCGCCUUGCCGGAGCUUCAGCAGCAAGAUUUCUCGCCGCAUGCCGCACAAAUAGCAGCAGCACCAGCACCCCCAACGGGAGGAUUCGAUAGCCAGAGCAUGCAGAACGAGUGGGGGCUUUCGGGUGAUGGGGUUGCAGGAACUGCGCAUGCGGCCAUGCCCACAUCCUCAGCGGCUACGAUGCGCUUACCUGCAGCAACACUCGCUACAGCAGCCGCACCAGAUCCUAAGGACUAUCUGCUGCUCCGGCAGCCACUGGACGGGGGACCAGAGACUCUAGAAAAGGCUGCGAACUCCUCAAUCCUUUCUGAGCUGCAGAUGCGUAAGCGACCGAGUCUGCAACUGCAUGCGUCACACGGAGCGGCGAGGGCAAGUAGGGUGUGGGUCCUGGUCUUUGAAGGGGGACGUGCAUGCUUUGAGGCUUGGUUUUCGUUGCAGCUGGAAGCUUGUGCUGCAUUUGGCCGUCUCUUGGCGUCUCUUCCUGUCUCGGCAUUCUUCCAUCGCGCUGCAGCGGCAGCAGCAACUUCGAAUGCUAAUUUAGCAGCAGGAGGACCGCGGCGUCCCUGGGUUACCCUUCAUGCUGAUUCCAGAGGCAGCAGCAGCAGUAGGAGCAGGAUGCUGGAGUGCUUGACGACAGGCGGCUUUUCUUUGCUGCCUACAGCAGGAGCUGAGGCGACACCGGACUGGGGUAGCGAGGCAUGGGGUGUGGGGUUGCUCUUGGUGCAGGAAGAGCGAGACUUGUGCUAUACUCCGCUGGUACUGCUGCAACGCCGCCACAGCGCCCUUUCUUUAUCCCUCUCUUGCCGGUCCUCCAUCCAGCACCAACAGCGGCAGCAGCUCCUGUUGCAGGAAAUGCAGCGCCUAGGGCAGGCGCUUCAUACGCAUCAACAUUUGUUCCAGCAGCAGCCCUUCAGGCUCAAACCGCGAUUUGCGCUGCGGCUGAGGAUUCUACGGGCGCUCAUGGGCUGGCAUGUUAUCUGCAUAAAUGCAUCACGGGCAGCUGCGCUGCUGCAACCGGAGGCGGAGCCGCUGCUUUUGCAGCGGCUGGCAAGGGCGGCGCGAGAAGCCCCGCUUCCCUCCCCCCUUUCAGCUGUAGCAGCAGCACAUUCAGUUGAAGCAGCGGUAGAAGGGGCUACCUGGGAGACAGCGCGCGAUCCUAAGGCGUUGCGGGCGCUGGCUGCCAUCCAGCUCCAGCGGGAACUCGCAGUUGUGAUAGAUGCAGUUAAGCGUGCUUUCCAGCUCUGGCAGCCCUUUCCUGCAAGGGCAGAGGCGGUCCAGAAUGAGGACGGGGGAGGGAAGGCAGAGCGGCGGAAUGCCCUGGAAGAUCCUAGCACUUCUUUAGGCAGCAACAAGGACUGCGCUCCCAGUGGGUGUCAGCCUUGGCGACAAUUCAAUUACAUGGUUAUAUUUGUACCAGGCAAAUGCGCCACCUGGAACGAAGGGGAUAGACACACAGUGUACUCAUCCCCUCGCGGCCUGGUAGUGGACCCUUCCCCCACAUGUCAGGUGUUUCUCCCAACUUAG
This is a messenger RNA of Cyclospora cayetanensis, 4422 nucleotides long. RefSeq lists its product as uncharacterized. Bases 1 to 4422 code for a protein of 1473 amino acids. The record is from RefSeq and is a predicted model, not a curated record. NCBI's taxonomy places the organism in Eukaryota, Apicomplexa, Conoidasida, Eucoccidiorida, Eimeriidae. The transcript has 8 exons.